GGCUCCGCACGGCCGUGACCGCUGGCGGGGUCUCGGGCGGCGCGGACCCACCGUGCGCCGGCCGCCCGCCCCGCUCGGCUCCGCGUCCUCCCGCGCGGACCCCGGUCCCCAGCGCCCCGCGCACCCUCCCGCCGCGGGACGCCCACGCUCCCCUUCCUCCCUCCCGGGCUCCAGCCCUUCACCCCGCCAUGGCUCGUGGCCCCGCUAGGACCAGCCCGGGAUCCCAACUGCUGCCGCUGCUGUCGCUGCUUCUCCUGAUGCUCCGGGACGUGCGCGGCAGCCACACGGCACCCCCCUGGUCCUCGCCGCGAGCGGCCACCGACGACCUGCGGGGGCGCAAGGACCCCCAGCGGUUCCCGGGGGAUGCAGCAGCCGCGCAGGGCCCCGGCGGCGCCCAGGACAUGGUCGCUGUCCACAUGCUGCGGCUCUACGAGAAGUACAGUCGACUGGGCGCGCGGCCCGGAGGGGGCAACACGGUCCGCAGCUUCCGGGCCUGGCGGGAAGUGAUCGACCAGAAGGCCGUGUACUUCUUCAACCUGACUUCCAUGCAGGAUUCAGAAAUGAUUCUCACAGCCACGUUUCACUUCUACUCAGAGCCACCACGGUGGCCCCGGGCGCGCGAGAUGCUGUGCAAGCCGCGGGCCAAGAACGUGUCGUGCCGCCUGCUGUCCCCAGGCCCGCCGGCGCGCCAGCACCUGCUCUUCCGCAGCCUCUCGCAGAACACGGCCACGCAGGGGCUGCUCCGCGGGGCCAUGGCCCUGGUGCCCCCUCCGCGUGGCCUGUGGCAGGCCAAGGACAUCUCCCCCAUCGUCAAGGCGGCCCGCCGGGAUGGCGAGCUGCUCCUCUCUGCUCAGCUGGAUUCUGGGGAGAGGGACCCCGGGGUGCACAGCCCCAGCCGCCCCUCCCCCUACAUCCUCGUCUACGCCAACGACCUGGCCAUUUCAGAGCCCAACAGCGUGGCGGUGACGCUGCAGAGAUACGACCCUUUCCCAGCCGGAGACCCCGAGCCCCACGCAGCCCCCAACGGCUCAGCGGACCCCCGCGUGCGCCGGGCCGCGCAGGCCACCGGGCCCCUCCAGGACAACGAACUGCCGGGGCUGCACGAGCGGCCGGCGCACGUCCCCCACGCCCCGCACUACCACAGGCACGAGCUGUGGCCCGGCCCCUUCCGGGCGCUGAAGCCCCGGCCGGGGCGCAAGGACCGCAGGAAGAAGGGCCAGGACACGUUCUUGGCCUCCUCGCAGGUGCUAGACUUUGACGAGAAGACAAUGCAGAAAGCCCGACGCAAGCAGUGGGACGAGCCGCGGGUGUGUUCCCGGAGGUAUCUGAAGGUGGACUUUGCAGACAUCGGGUGGAACGAAUGGAUCGUCUCGCCCAAAUCCUUUGACGCCUACUACUGCGCGGGCACGUGCGAGUUCCCCAUGCCCAAGGUCGUUCGCCCGUCCAACCAUGCCACCAUCCAGAGCAUCGUCAGGGCUGUGGGCAUCGUGCCUGGCAUCCCAGAACCCUGCUGCGUUCCUGACAAGAUGAAUUCCCUUGGGGUCCUUUUCCUGGAUGAGAACCGGAAUGUGGUUCUGAAGGUGUACCCCAACAUGUCUGUGGAAACCUGUGCCUGCCGGUAAGACCACUCCAGACUGGAAGGAAGCUCCUGCCCCGCCACCCACGCCCAGCGGAGCGACAUUCUCAGAGCCUUCUGAGGCCAGGAUUCAACUAGGGGUGCAGCUGCAGAUGCAGGGCAGAGCUUACAGGCAACCUCACUGGGACCCAGAAAGUCUGCCCACCGGGGCAUCACUCUGGGGCCUUUCAUUGCUAAUGACUUGGCCCCUAAGUGCCAGACUGAGUCCCCUGAGGGGCUCUGGGAGUUAGCCCUGUCCUGUACCAUGCAUACCCACUGUUCUGAAGGCCUGAAAACGGAAUGUGUCCAUACUGCUGGCUUUAGCUGAUCAUCAUCUCAUAACCUAGGAAAAAGACUACGCAAAUCUCGGGGCGCUCAUUCCCUUCAUGUGGAAAGACCUCCAUCUAAACGCUCAGUUUAAAACACUUUGGGCCACAUAGUGAUACUGGAAAACCAGGACCUAAAUAAUGGUAUAAAUGGAUGUUUUCUUUCAAACUCCGCUGCAAAAGCUUUGAUACAUAAAGUAUGCACAUAUAACCAAUGUUUGUUUCUUUUCCUUAAUAUAUAUUUUAUUUUAAAACAAACAGGAGGGAGUUGACACCACUCCCCAUGGAGAUAACCGUGCUGAUUAAGUGUGGGUGGUUUAGACAUGCAUAUUGUCAUAACACAUACAGUGAUAUGUUGGAAUACUAAAAAAUAACCCAGAUUUUAUAUUUUUGUAAAUUAUACUUCUAUACUGUAGAUUGUGUAUGUUAUGUGUUUUUACAGAACGCUAAUAAAUUAAGGGUACAGUGGUA
Molecule: messenger RNA, 2412 nt
Organism: Cynocephalus volans (Philippine flying lemur)
Lineage: Eukaryota; Metazoa; Chordata; Mammalia; Dermoptera; Cynocephalidae
Gene: GDF10
Product: growth differentiation factor 10
Exons: 3
Coding region: 189-1622 (477 amino acids)
Biological process (GO): osteoblast differentiation; positive regulation of osteoblast differentiation
Cellular component (GO): extracellular region
Molecular function (GO): growth factor activity; cytokine activity
Source: RefSeq, a predicted model, not a curated record